Molecule: messenger RNA, 4173 nt
Organism: Salvelinus fontinalis (brook trout)
Lineage: Eukaryota; Metazoa; Chordata; Actinopteri; Salmoniformes; Salmonidae
Product: NMDA receptor synaptonuclear signaling and neuronal migration factor-like
Exons: 16
Coding region: 444-2351 (635 amino acids)
Biological process (GO): regulation of neuronal synaptic plasticity; positive regulation of neuron migration
Cellular component (GO): nucleus; cytoplasm
Source: RefSeq, a predicted model, not a curated record
ACAAAGCAAAACAUUUUGGGGGGAAUUUUUACGAUAUAGCCAAUUUUGACUCUGUCGUUGUAUUAACUAGUGGAAACAUUUUCACCACUAGUGGGUGUGUGAUAAAGGAGUACAGCACGAGGGGCAUGCAAGCAACCGCGCGCUACGAGCCGGGCACGUUUUCUGCUCUCUGAGUCAACAACGCUGUAGCUGCGCUCACAAUCACACACUACAAAGCUUUCCAUAGUUACCAAGAUAUUUUUCAGAUUGAACGUAAUUGAGUAGUAGUCUAUGAAAUUACAAAACUGGUUUAUUUUUUUACAACUCAGGGUAAAGGGGGAGUUUUCUGAUUUGCCGUGGUUCCGCUUUACCUCCGUGUUUUCAACAAGCUUUUAUUUCCUUCAUAUCUGAGCGCCCAUCAGUGUAAUGAUCUGGCUUUUUCCUCGUGUCGUUUCCACUUCAGCAUGGGAACUGCAGUGUCCAAAAGGAAGACUUUAAGGAACGAUGCAAUAUCUUCUGUGACCGCAAAAGUUAGAGCAGCCAGAGCUUUUGGAGAUUACCUGUCUCACACACACCCUGAGAACCGUGCCGGCUCAGAUCACCUGCUGUCUGAUACCUUUAUCGGCCAAGACACAGACUCCCCUGACCUCAGUCGUUUCCACAACAACCUACAGCCUCAGAAUCAGCCCCAGGCCCACAGUCUCCAGUCACAGCCCAGCACCCUGCAUUCCCAGCCCAGCAGUCUCCAGCCCCAGCCCAGCACCCUGCAGCCAGAUAGUUUGCAGCCCACAGGACCGUCCAAGCGCAGGCUCUCAGCAGGGCUCUCAGUGGAGCGCAGCUUCUCCUUUGAGGAGCAGCAGCCGCCUCCCAGGUCCACUGGGGGAAGUCUGACGGGCCUGAAGCCAGCUGCCCAGCGGGUCUACACCAUCACCAGGGAGGGAGGCAUGCUAGGGGGCCGAGGCAGUGAGGAGAGCCUGGAGCUGGAGGUGCUGAAGCAGCCCCCGUCCCCUCCUCCCUCCUCCAACCAGCCCUCGUACUCAAAUCCACAACCACCAGGCAGCAAAUACCAACGCGGCGGCGGUGGUGGCAACCAUCACCGUGGCAACCAUAACCAUGGCCCACAGAACCACAGGUCCCAGUCCCAGCCCCUGCAGAGCUCGGGGAGCGCCCAUAACAUCCGGGACUGGGGGGUGCGGAGGGGGGGCUCGCGGGAGGACUGCACCCCAGAGUCUGUGACCUGCAUCAGGGCCCCAUGUCAGAGCCAGCGCUCCCUGGAUCUGGAGACGUCCCCGCAAGACGGAGGCAAACAAAGGAAGAAGCUGGAGAGGAUGUACAGCGAGGACCGAGACAGAGACAGAGACAGACAAGGCUCUGCUGAGGAGAGAGAGGACAACCCUAAUAGCUGGUUCCCCAAAGAGAAUAUGUUCAGCUUCCAGACGGCAACCACAACAAUGCAGGCUAUAUCGGCAUUCCGGUGCAUUGCUGAGAGAAAGAGGAGGAAACGAGAACAGGAGGCAACCUCUACUAUAACAGAGACUGAGAGGAACUUCCGGAAGCACCUGAGAAUGGUGGGCAGCCGCAGAAUGAAGGCUCAGAGUGAGUUCCCCACAUAUGCCGACCGCCGAGCUAAGAGUUUCAACCGCUCCUGGAGUGACCCAACCCCUGUGAAGCCAGACUCUCUCCAUGGCUCCAGAGACAAUGGGGACCUGCAGUCCUCGUCAGGGGCUCUAGAUGAAGGGUCACAGGAGGAUGCAGACUGGGAGGAGGAGAGAGAGCUGGAGAGAGCAGCCUGCGAGGGAGAGGACUUCAUCCCACCCAAAAUCAUACUGAUAUCCUCUAAAGUCCCGAAGGCUGAAUAUGUCCCUAACAUCAUCCGUCGGGACGACCCCUCGGUCAUCCCCAUCCUUUAUGAUCAUGAACAUGCCACAUUCGAUGACAUCAUUGAGGAGAUAGAGAAGAAGCUGACGGCCUACAGGAAAGGCUGUAAGAUCUGGAACAUGCUCAUCUUCUGUCAGGGAGGUCCGGGGCAUCUGUACCUGCUCAAGAACAAAGUGGCCACGUUUGCCAAGGUGGAGAAGGAGGAGGACAUGAUCCAGUUUUGGAAGAAGUUGAGUCGGUUUAUGAGCAAACUAAACCCUGAGGCCAACCUCAUUCACAUAAUGGGCUGCUAUGUUCUGGGGAGCGCCAAUGGAGAAAAACUAAUCCAGAAUCUGAAGCAGCUAAUGAGACCUCAUGCCAUCGAAUUCAAGUCCCCACUAGAGCUGUCUGCGCAGGGCAAGGAGAUGAUCGAGAUGUACUUUGACUUCCGUCUCUUCCGCCUGUGGAAAACCCGCCAGCACUCCAAGCUGCUUGACUAUGACAACCUUUUGUGACGUUGCUCACCUUUCACCUUUGUCAGCCUACUGGCUGUGUAUCUCAUCACCGAUAGCCUAUAGUGACGGCUUUCCUUGAGAGGUCCUGGACGGGAGCGCUCUGUAGAAGAGGUGCAACAGGAAGACAGGGUUCAGGUGGUUUUACUCACUGAGGAGGCUUCAAUCCUCAGCUCUCAGAUGAAUUGAAGGCACUAAGUGAAAUCCAGUAGCAGCUACUGUCAAGAGGUGAACUGUACAUUUCCCCCCAUCCAUUUUCACUGUCUCAACUAAUGCCUCUACUGGAGAGAACCAGAGAGAGAAGGUAAAAGAGAGGAGUGGAUAGAUCAUCCUUUAGUCUCAAGAGACACAUAGAGUUAGAUUUUAAGCUCAGGAGCCCAGAAAGUCUUCUUUUAGAGAGAGCGAGAGAGCGAGAGCGAGAGAGAGAGAGAGAGAGAGAGAGAGAGAGAGAGAGAGAUGCAGCACCUGCAGGGAAAAUAAAAACUCUUUGUGAAAGGGGAGAAGAGAUGGCGACAUAUUUCCUCCUUUGUCUACCUGUCAGCUGUGUGAACUCAGAUUAAAGCUCAUUUUUUUCAGGAAGUACGUAGAUCUCCCUAAGGAGCUAAAUGUAUUUAUAAAGUGCUUUGGUGGUUUUCGGAGCUUUAGAGAAUAGAUUUCCGUUAUCUAUACAUGUACCACAAAUAGAAAAGAUAGUACUAAAUUAGUCUUACCAAUAAUUCAAAGUAUCUAUAUAUCGUAUAAAACAGCUUUUAUUUUAACUUAUUGUAUUAGUAUUUCUUAUGGACUGUUUGACUUGAAUAUCUCAGGGUUACUGCUUUCCCUCAUAUGAUAAUUGCCGUCGCCUCAUGUACCGUCAUAACGUAACGGAAUAGGAUCGGAGAUGUCUUUCGACUAGUUCCGAUCCUCUCCGCUCAGUGGUUGUCAGGGAAACCAUUUCUGUGUCUCUGAGCACCUGUGCGUGUUUGUGUGUGAACGAGGCAGGUGUUUGUAUUUUUAGAUUCUUCAUACACUAGGUCAAUUGUAGCUUAUUGCUCAUUACGCAUGCAACAGUGACACCAUACCAGAGCCCUUCCACGUUGAUGUUUUACCCUGCUGAACUAUGGACACGGACGUUUCUUUCUUGUCGUGUUCAGUUCACUCCCAGGGAAUGAUACCCUUAUGCUGUGAGCGCUCUGUCUUACUGUGUGUGUCUGCAUUGCAUUGCUAACUGUGCAUCAUUUAAUACUGCCAUGAGGUUUAUAGAAAGUGGACUAGGCCUAGCCUAGAUGACUUGUGUCACACUGCUUAUGGUAAUCUCCCUCUCUUUAUAUCUACAGUAUAUUUACUUGUGUUGAACUAGUAUUGCUGCUAGUUACUCUAGUUCUCUCUGCACUGCCUGUGUUUUUCUUCAUUCUUGUAUGAACCAAAAUCUCAGUAUUCUUGUCAUGUCAUUCUUAUGGCAUUUACUUUCUUUGUAUUGUGCUAUUGACUUUUAACAAAUGGGCUCUCUGUCUUGCCUAUGUGAUAUUGUGCAACACUCAGUAGUGGUUUACAGUACAUCUCAAACACGCGGAGCAGUUCUGUGAAGGAGUGUGUAAUGAUAUUGAGAUUGGUUUCAAACUUUUGCUUGUGCUCAAAAGUGGCAAAAUAACAUCGUUUAAGGAUGCUUUUCUCAUUUCCUCCUUAAACUGUUCCACCAGAGCUAAUAACUGAAUGUGUGUGUAGCUCCCCGGUGUGUGUGUGGGUGGUUUGUGUGUUUCUCAGAAUCCUUGCCUGAUGGGGCACUGCAGGGGUACUGAACUGUGAGGAGUCUUCAUUAUCAGUGUUUUCUCUCAGCUGGGGGGGG